Messenger RNA from Ostrinia nubilalis (European corn borer), 1994 nucleotides. Its product is annotated as UNC93-like protein. The record is from RefSeq and is a predicted model, not a curated record. Gene Ontology annotation, molecular function: potassium channel regulator activity. Lineage: Eukaryota; Metazoa; Arthropoda; Insecta; Lepidoptera; Crambidae. The transcript has 12 exons. Gene Ontology annotation, biological process: regulation of muscle contraction; regulation of potassium ion transport. Gene Ontology annotation, cellular component: plasma membrane; striated muscle dense body. Bases 455 to 1912 code for a protein of 485 amino acids.
ACGUGCGCGGGCGCCACUUCAUACACCCACAGAACUAGACCUUCGCAAAGCAUAGUUCGGCCAGUGGGUGAUAGUGAUACCACGCGUAUAUCACCGUAAAAAUACAAAAAAAAAUGUGAUAUAGUAACUUUUUAAUUGAUUCCAAGUGGUAUUACAAACUUUUUUAAAUACGCGGUAAUUAAUCUAGGCGAACUGGCACGCACGCACUGGCCAAAGCGUUCGACAAAAAAAAACAAAAAAGUUUUGAUACAAAGUUUUUGAACUGGCUGGAAAAGUAAUAAAAUUAAAAAGUUUAAAAAUACCGCGAAAUGUUUUGAAGUGCUAAAAGAAUAAAGUUUUUAAGUUUAUGAUUGGUGAAUAAAUAGUGCUACCACAGAAUAAUAAUAAGUGCUACUUAUUUAAAUAAGUUGAAAACAUCUCUAAACCUAGAGAAAGUGGAAAUACAGUUGUCAAAAUGGCGGACUCCUUAGUAUUUGGCAGCAGCGAGAAGAUGCGAAUCAACAGGAACAUCCUGGUGCUUGGAUUCGCCUUCAUGGUCCAGUUCACGGCGUUCCAUGGAGCUGCCAACCUGCAGAGCUCGGUCAACAGUGAUGCUGGAGCGGGCACCUUCACCCUGGCUGCGAUCUACUUCUCACUCAUCAUAUCCAAUAUACUCCUGCCGGCUGUGGUGAUCAAAUGGCUAGGCUGCAAGUGGGCUGUGGCCCUCUCAUUCAUCGCGUACAUGCCGUUCAUAGCGGCUCAGUUCUACCCCAAGCUGUAUACCCUGAUACCAGGCGGCAUGAUGGUCGGCUUCGGCGGCGGCCCGCUAUGGUGCGCCAAGUGCACCUAUCUUUCUGUGGUGGCAGAGCCGUAUUCCAAACUAUCUGGGGUGUCGGUUGAGGUGCUGGUGGUGCGGUUCUUCGGGCUCUUCUUCAUGUUCUACCAAAUGGCCCAAAUUUGGGGAAACCUGAUCUCAUCUGCCAUUCUCUCAUCAUCUCUGGGAGAAACAGCGUCAAUGUUCAACGAGACCCUGAUACCUGAAGACCUGGUAUCGAACGUCACAGCGCCAUUAGUGGACUUUGGGGCCACCUGUGGGGUUAACUUCUGCAGUGGGAGUGCUGGACAUGGAAACACAAACUUGGCACCUCCUUCUCCGCUCAAGAUCCAGGUCAUAGCGGGGAUCUAUCUCCUGUGCAUGGCCACUGCGGUCAUUAUGGUCGCUCUUGGGGUUGAUUCGCUCACCAGGUACACCGCAGGCCGCCAAGCCACGUGCAACGGAAAAUCCGGACUGCGGUUACUGGCGGUGACGCUACGGCAACUGCGACAUAGGUAUCAGCUGCUCUUGCUGCCCGUUAUAGGGUAUAUUGGAGCUGAACAGGCGUUCAUGGCUGCCGAUUUUACUCAGGCGUUCGUAGGCUGCGCGUACGGCAUCAACAACAUCGGCUACGUGAUGAUCUGCUUCGGCGUGUUCAACGCGCUGGCCGCGCCCGUCGCCGGCGCCGUCGUCAAGCUGACCGGCCGGUACCCGGUCAUGAUCACGGCUUUGAUCCUGAACCUAUGCCUCAUCACCGCUUUACUGCUGUGGCGUCCAAGCCCUGACCAAUGGCUGGUAUUCUUUGCGCUAGCAGCUGUAUGGGGCACCGCUGAUGCUGUAUGGCUCGUGCAAGUUAAUGCGUUAUCCGGCAUUCUGUUCCCGGGCGACGAAGAGGCUGCGUACUCCAACUUCAGGCUGUGGGAAGCGACUGGUAGCGUUCUGUCUUAUGCUACAGCUCCGUAUCUUUGUGUGAGGACUAGAUUACUGAUACUCCUCGGACUCCUCCUGGUGGGUUUCUCCGGUUAUACCACGAUCGAGCUGAUGGAAUUCAAGGCCAAGCGCAAGCACCACCUUGAGAGGAACUUCGAACUCGUAGCAGAGAAGAACGAACGCGAUUGAAGAAGAAUAUUCUCCAAGUUAGUUCCAAGGAUUUGCCUCUUCACUACUCAAGAUUUUGAGGGCGAUUGAGUUGGCAAUUUUU